Molecule: messenger RNA, 3785 nt
Organism: Syngnathus acus (greater pipefish)
Lineage: Eukaryota; Metazoa; Chordata; Actinopteri; Syngnathiformes; Syngnathidae
Product: metal transporter CNNM3-like
Biological process (GO): magnesium ion homeostasis; transport
Cellular component (GO): plasma membrane
Molecular function (GO): transmembrane transporter activity
Source: RefSeq, a predicted model, not a curated record
GCCUGCCGCGGAGUUCGGUCACAUGACCCGCCCCGGAGUCAGCCUGACCAAUUCCAAUAUGGUGGCCAGCUUGGCAGGUCUUCGCUUGCUGUUGAUGAUAUUGUUGAUGGUAUUGUUGUCGUGCGGGAUCCGGUUGGGCUUGUGCGACCAGGCGGGGCCGGCGGCGGCCCCGCCGCCCGUCGUGCGCCUGCGCCCGGAGGACCCCGCGGGCCGCGUGUGGAUGAAGGCGGGGAUCAUCUCGGCGCCCCGGGGAUUCUCGUUCAAACUGCGGCUCUUCGGCACCGGCCUGAGGAACCGGACCUGGCCGUGGCUGGCCUUCGCGGCCGGGGAUGCGCUCGGGGACCCGUGCGGGGACGACGACAGACGGCGGCAGGCCGCCUUCCAGGUGAAGCAGCCCUUCGUGGCGGCGGCCGAGGAGGAUUGCGGCGGGCUACUGACGGUGGAGGUCAAGCCGGGGAGCGGCGGCGGCGGCGGCGCCGAACAGCAGAACCUCCAUCACGUGUGCGUGGAGAGCGGUGGCAUAUGGACCUCGGCCGGUGAGGACAGGCUGCGCGUGGCCGCGGACGAGCCUCUGCCCCCCGAGCCCAUCCCCGCGUGGGGCCUGGCGGUGUUGGUGCCGAUGCUGGUGCUCGUCUGCGGGCUGCUAAGGACGGUCCAACUCAGCUUGCUGUGGCUCGACCCGGUCGAGCUUUACGUGCUGCACAGCUGCGGUUCCGAGGAGGAGAAGCGCGCUGCCAAGCGACUGGAGCCGGUCAGGAGGAGAGGGAACUUCCUGGCGUGCUCGCUGCUCUUCCUCUGCGUCCUGGGUCACUCGGCCUCGGCGGUGCUGCUGUACCGGGCGUUGGGCUCGGUGGCGGCGGCCACCUUCGCCGCCGCCUUGGCGCUCUUCUUCCUGGCCGAGCUGCUGCCCCACGUGGUGUGCUCCGGCCACGGCUUCCGGCUGGCCCCGGGCCUCACCUGGCUGGCCCAGGUGAGCAUGGUGCUCACCUGCCCGCUCUCCUGCCCCUUGGGCCUGGUGCUGGACCUGGCGCUCAGGCGCGACAUCAGCACCUGCUGCAUCCGCGAGCGGGCCAUGGAGAUGAUCCGCACCAGCGUCAACGACCCGUACAGUGAGUUUGUGAAGGAGGAGUUCAGGCGCGGGGCGCUGCGCAGCAAGACGGUGGAGGACAUCUUGACGCCGCUGAAGGACUGCUUCAUGCUGCCCAGCUCCGCCCUGCUGGACUUUGCCACCAUGUCGGACAUCAUGCAGAGCGGCUACACGCAGGUGCCCAUCUACGAGGAGGAGAGGUCCAACAUUGUGGAGAUCCUCUACGUGAAGGACUUGGCGCUGGUGGACCCCGACGACUGCACGCCCAUGACCACCAUCACCAAGUUCUACAACCACCCUCUGCACUUUGUCUUCAACGACACCAAGCUGGACGCCAUGCUGGAGGAGUUCAAGAAAGGAAACUCCCACAUGGCCAUCGUGCAGAAGGUCAACAACGAGGGCGAGGGCGACCCCUUCUACGAGGUGCUGGGACUGGUCACCCUGGAGGACGUCAUCGAGGAGAUCAUCAAGUCGGAAAUUUUGGACGAGUCCGAUGGCUACCUGGACAGGAAGGUGAAGCGUCCUCUGCCCCCCCUGGAGAUCCCCCUGGAGCCUCGGGCCACCCCCGACGAGUUCUCGCUCUUCAAGACGCCCGAAGGCGAGCCCAAGAUCAGGACGUCGCCGCAGCUGCUGCUGGCCACUCACCGCUUCCUCUCCAGAGAGGUGGAGCACUUUGGCCCGGCGCGCGUAUCCGAGAAGAUCCUUUUCCACCUCCUGCGCCACCCCAGCGUCAACCAGGAGGUGCACUUUGACCCGGGCAACCGCCUCAGCCCCGCCCACUAUCUGUACACGCGCAACCACCCGGUGGACUACUUCAUAUUGCUGCUGCAGGGUCGAGUGGAGGUGGAGAUCGGCAAGGAAGGCCUGAAGUUUGACAACGGCGCCUUCACCUAUUACGGCGUCUCGGCGCUCACGCUGCCAUCCUCAGUGCAUCAGUCGCCGGUGUCGAGUCAACGUCAGUCUCCGCGAGAUCCGUUUGAUGCGCCCGAGGCCACCACGCCGUCCACUUACUGCCCGGACUACACGGUCCGAGCGCUCACCGACCUGCAGCUGGUCCGGGUGACCCGGCUGCAGUACCUGAACGCCCUGAGGGCGUCGCGGGGGGCGGCAACCAGCCCAGACCCGCCGGAGAUCAAGAUCCUUCCCAACAGUCACACCAAACUGCUCAACGAGAGGAACGCGGCGGCGGCGGCGCAAGCUUGCGCAGAUGCAACAGAAAUCGACCAAGACCAGGAAGAAGGCGGCGACGAGGCCCGUGCGUAGCGAUCGCCUCUUUAAGCAGCGUUGGCCUGAUUGGACGAGACUGCGCUCCAUUUCGUUGAUGUCAUUGUAGUUAUCAUCAUCAUUAUUACCAUUCCGUUUUGUAAACACUGUGUGUACAUUUUUAUUAUUUGCUUUUGGUGACUUGGGCUGGUGCCUUUCUUCCAAGUUUAACAUUGCCAUUGGUCACUUUUGCUGUUUGCGUGCCAAAUCGUGUGUGUGUGUGUGUGUGUGUGUGGUGUGUGUGUGUGCGUGCGCGCGUCCGUCCGUCCGAUCAGAAAGCGAGCCGCUCGAUCUAGGCCGGAUAGUCACGUGACCUGUCGGGCUGGUUUCCGUGGUUACGCCCAGGGGGUGCUCUGGCUUUGGCGAUGCCAAGUGCUUGAUAGGAAUUUUCUUUGCCAAACAUCUCACAGGACAAACACAUAGAAUCUUGAAGGACACUUUCAAAACGAUCCCAUUCCACAUUUGAAGUUGCUGUAGCUAGCUAGUGUCUUUGUAGUUGUAGUUUUGUUUGUUGCAACAACAGUUUUGAUUGCGUGGGACGUUUUGACUCAUCCUUAACUGGAAGCCCAAGUUAGCACCUUGAACCUCGUCCCAUUUUCUCUCUGCGUGAGUGUUAGCAUCAGCAUGCUAACUGACUGAAGUCGUAGCCCACAUUGCAUUGCACAAUGCACAGUAUUUUAUUUUAUUUUUUUAAUUGGGCACCAGCUGACUCUAGUUCUCAAAAUGAAAGCAUGCCAAAGCUUUUGCCAAAGCUAAUGAGACGCGUUUAGCAACCUGGAAGUCGCUUUGGAUGUCCUUUGAAUGGACUUGACCAAUUGACCUUGAACCAUAAGCCCAACGUGCUAACUUGAGCUCUCUUGCCUUUGCUGGUCAUUACGAAGGUACUGAGGCUAAGAAAGUUUGCGGCUAUACUAACAUUUGUCACGUUGAAUGGGUCACCACCUUGUAAUUUUGUGCGCGGCUAAGAUAAGAUAACCUAAGAUACGGUCGGACAAUCGAUGUUUAACAAUUUAACAAGACUAACUUUUGUUUUGGUACUUUUCUGAAGGUGAAUCCAAUGACAAACUGAGCGUUUGGGCCUGAUUUAGCAAUUGGCUUGUUAAGCAAGUAUCACGUUGCAUGUUCUCUCAUUCUGUGUGUUUGUUCUCCCUCUUGGAACUUGGUAUGCUGUCAUCAUCUCCCAGCAGAAAAUCUUGCUUGAUUUCAAGAUUUGUUGAAAUAGUUUUUCUUUUUUUGUAUCAAAAGUGAAUGUAUAAAAGAAAACUGUCAGCCAGGGGUGCAAGUAUUUUGAAGUUAGAGAAUGGUUUUUAGAGGAGCUUGAACUUGUUCAAUCACGUUCCUUUUUUAUAGUUUUAUCUGCAGCCGCCAUGUGUGAUUUAAUACUUUUAAUGAUUCCAUUUUCCUAGGAAAUAAAGUCAACCCUGUUCUAAAUUCA